UCACAAUCAGGUGAUGUGUCUGUAAAGACUAUAUAAAGGCGCUCCUCCUCGACACUUCAUCAGCUUAUCGCCUGCUGCUCUUCGACUCUUCCAGUGCCUGCUCUGACUGGACAGCAGAAUGAGUGCCAAGAAGUCUCCCGAAGAAAUGAAGAGCAUUUUUGAAAAAUAUGCAGCCAAAGAAGGCGACCCAAACCAGCUAUCAAAGGAGGAGCUGAAGCUACUGAUUCAGUCCGAAUUCCCCACUCUCCUGAAGGGUGCGAGUACUCUAGACAAUCUGUUUAAAGAGCUGGAUAAGAAUGGAGACGGAGAAGUCAGUUUCGAAGAAUUUCAAGCACUGAUCCAAAAGAUAUCAGCAUGAAGACGCCAUUAAGGAGCACCAUCACCACCUAGUGAUGGAAUCCUUCACAGUCAUAAAGAUCUAGCUGUGAGACCAAUAUACUGUGAAUAAAGCAAUUUCUGAGACAUGUC
Alexandromys fortis (reed vole) is the source of this 468-nucleotide messenger RNA. It is a transcript of the gene S100g, whose product is annotated as S100 calcium binding protein G. The record is from RefSeq and is a predicted model, not a curated record. Gene Ontology annotation, cellular component: cytoplasm. The transcript has 3 exons. The coding region runs from base 119 to 358 and encodes 79 amino acids. Lineage: Eukaryota; Metazoa; Chordata; Mammalia; Rodentia; Cricetidae. Gene Ontology annotation, molecular function: calcium ion binding; calcium-dependent protein binding; transition metal ion binding.